Puntigrus tetrazona (Sumatra barb) is the source of this 1200-nucleotide messenger RNA. It is a transcript of the gene gig2o, whose product is annotated as grass carp reovirus (GCRV)-induced gene 2o. Lineage: Eukaryota; Metazoa; Chordata; Actinopteri; Cypriniformes; Cyprinidae. Gene Ontology annotation, molecular function: NAD+ poly-ADP-ribosyltransferase activity. Bases 106 to 759 code for a protein of 217 amino acids. Gene Ontology annotation, cellular component: cytoplasm. The transcript has 2 exons. The record is from RefSeq and is a predicted model, not a curated record.
GGUAUCGUGGAUAACAAAAGGAAAUCUCGCGUUUUUUUCUUUUUCUUAGGUAACGAAAUCGAAAGCAGAACUUUCCCGGGUGGUGCAGAAGAAGGUUAGCAACAAAUGGAGGAAGGCGUGUCUUUUUGCGGCUGGAAAGCUGUUAAAGACCGCAGUAAAUCUCUGUCCGAGAACCAGGAACCGAAGUCAGGUCGCGUGUAUACAAUGUUCCACGGCACACAUCUGACAAUCGCCAAAACCAUAAUUGAUAAAGGGUUUAAGCCCUCUAGAGAUGGAAUGCUGGGGCCCGGGGUUUAUGUCAGCCGUAACAUCGAGAAAGCCAAAUGCUACCCGCCCAAUACUGACAAGAAGGACAAAGUCGUGUUCAAACUGAGGGUGCGUGUGGGGAAAGUGAAGAAAAUAGACUGCGACAAUCAUCCUCUCCAGAAAUCGUGGCACAGCAACGGGUACGACUGCGCGUGGGUUCCACCAAACAGCAACAUCUCCUCCAUCAAGUCCGGGCGCGAGGAGGACUGCGUGUGGGACCCCAGUCGCGUCAGCGUGGUUGACGUGGCGUGCUGCGUGGACGACGCUAAACGCAAGGAGCUUCGACGCAUGAUUCGCGUUAAGACGAAAACCGAGGGCUGCGACCUGUGCCAUCUCGACGCUUCUGGUGGCCACGAUGUUCAGCCCUGCUGGGAGUGCCGGGAGGACAUCUGCCCUUUUCAGAAAAAACACGCGUGUCGAAGCCGAAGGCUUGGUGAAAGGGAAAGAAUGUGACUUUCACUCUUCGUCUUUCAGAUAAUGAACUUUAAUGUGUCCCCAGACCUCUGAGUAUCUAACAUCUUUAAGUUCAACCUGAUCUCAUAAAAGUGCGUAUCAACAGUAUACCAGAUACAGGCCAACUCGUAGUUACGCAUACAUUGGCGUGUAUUGUAAGAAAAAGGUAGGAUUAGGUACACACCUAUCAUAUGCACGUGAAAACUGAGUAUUAUAUGCACGACAGAGUCUAUUUCUGGUUGUAUCGUUACCACGGGGUUUCUUUUUUUCAAUUUAUACAAAUUUCCAUUAGACUGGGUUGUAUGUAUAUUUUGGAAGCCUAGUUAAUGUAUGCAUAUGCUACUUUAUUCUACUCUGUGUCAUUUAUCUCUGUUUGUAAUCGUGUUAACAGAUGUACGUUGCAAGUUUCAUCAUCAAUUAAAAAAAUAUUGUUUCACGUUA